Molecule: messenger RNA, 1495 nt
Organism: Lutzomyia longipalpis
Lineage: Eukaryota; Metazoa; Arthropoda; Insecta; Diptera; Psychodidae
Gene: Nup50
Product: nuclear pore complex protein Nup50
Exons: 2
Coding region: 140-1285 (381 amino acids)
Biological process (GO): protein import into nucleus
Cellular component (GO): nuclear pore
Source: RefSeq, a predicted model, not a curated record
AAAAUCCUCAAAUAAAAUUCAAAGUGCGUGUUUUUGAAAGACAAGCUCCCGGGAAAAGGUAUUUUUGACUAAAAUACGCAAAAAUACAAUCAAAUUAGGAUUGUUUUGUACAUAAAAAGAAUCUAAAGGACGGCACAGGAUGACGACAAAAAGGAGGAAUUUGGGGGAUUUAAAUAGCGACAAUUGGGAUCAGGAGGAUGCCCCCGAGGAGAAGGGCACCUUCCGGAAGGCUUCAGAGGACGAAAUCAAGAAUAGAGUGAUCAGAACUGCCCGACGACGCGUCGUGCCAACAACAGAUUCAAAAGAUGCUCCCCCGCCGGGAAUUUUCAGUGGUUUUGGGGGUUUCACGAAGACAACAACAGCACCAGCUGCCAUGAGUUCCCCAUUUGCUUUCCUCAGUAAGGCAUCAACAUCGCCCACUGUGACGUCUACAAAUGGACCCCCAAAAGCUCCCGAGGAGAAGAAAAGUGACGAUGGGGCGAAGAAUGGGGGGAAUGAGUAUCACAGGAAGUUGGUGGAAUUGAACAAGUCCUUGCUGGCGUGGGUGAAGAGUAAGAUUGAGCAGAAUCCCCUUAUUAUACUGACGCCCAUCUUUACGGACUACGAGAAGCACUUGAAGGAUAUUCAGAAGUUGGAUGUGCCCCAAACUCCUCCGGCUGCAGCAACGACGGUGUCACCACUGAAGGGUUUCUCUUUUGGAAUGCCGCCAACUAACAGUACACCACUUGGAGAGACCACAGCAAAACCAACGGCAUCGGCACCUAUUUUUGGCUCCUCCCUGACAGCUUCAGCAUCCACGGGAUUCUCUUUUGGUGCAGCGAAGCCCUUCACAUUUGGCAAUGUUGCCAAGCCAGCGAGUUCGGAGGAUGACAAGGCAAAGGAGGAGAAGGGUGAGGAGAAUGACGAGGAGAACGAUGAACCGCCCAAAGUUACCUUCACGCCGGUCGUUGAGGAGGACAGCGUCUUCUCGAAGCGCUGCAAGGUCUUCAUAAAGAACGACGAUGGGUACAAGGAGCGUGGUAUUGGUACACUCUACCUCAAAUCCGUCAAUGAUGGCAAGAAAAUUCAGCUAAUUGUGCGCGCCGACACGAGUCUGGGCAAUGUACUUGUCAAUCUUCUCCUCACAAAAGGCGUUCCAGCUAAACUCCUGGGUAAGAACAACGUGAUGAUGGUCUGCGUUCCCAGUGCGGACUUUGACAAACCCGUCUCAAUGCUGCUACGAGUGAAGAACACAGAGGAAGCUGAGGAACUCCUCGCGGCCAUUGAGAAGUACGCCACGGACUGAGCGCGCAGUGAGUGUUUUAAAACAUGAAGAACUUUGUAUUCUUUUUCUGUCAUACAUUUAAUUUUUAGAGAAGCGAUUAAUCUAUACAUGUGAAUAUAAUAUAAAUAUUAAAUAAUGUCACGGAGACACGAAAGAAAAGAAAAAAAAGAUAAAUCCCCUGUAAAUGGAAUAAAAGAGACCCAUUUAGUUGGGCAGACGCUUCUUAAUGAG